Molecule: messenger RNA, 2058 nt
Organism: Emericellopsis cladophorae
Lineage: Eukaryota; Fungi; Ascomycota; Sordariomycetes; Hypocreales; Bionectriaceae
Product: Transketolase
Exons: 6
Coding region: 1-2058 (685 amino acids)
Biological process (GO): pentose-phosphate shunt
Cellular component (GO): cytosol
Molecular function (GO): transketolase activity
Source: RefSeq, a predicted model, not a curated record
AUGGGUUUCGGCGAACUUGACCAGAAGGCCAUCAACACCAUCCGCCUUCUCGCGGUUGAUGCGACCUUCACCAGCAACUCGGGACACCCCGGUGCACCCAUGGGCAUGGCGCCCGUUGCCCACGUUCUCUGGAACAAUUUCAUGAAGUUCAAUCCCAAGAACCCUAAGUGGUUGAACCGUGAUCGUUUUGUUCUUUCCAACGGACACGGCUGCAUGCUUCAGUACGCUCUGCUUCACCUAUUCGGCUAUGAUCUGUCGCUGGACGACCUCAAGGCCUUCCGCUCCGUUGACUCGAAGACUCCCGGCCACCCUGAGGCCCAUGAUACCCCAGGUGUCGAAGUCACCACUGGCCCUCUUGGCCAGGGUGUCUCCAACGCUGUUGGCUUGGCCAUUGCCCAGGCUCACACCGCUGCCACCUUCAACAAGCCCGACUUCACCCUUGUCGACAACUACACUUACUGUUUCCUGGGUGAUGGCUGCCUGAUGGAGGGUAUCUCGAGUGAGGCCUCAUCCUUGGCUGGUCACCUUCAGCUUGGCAACCUGAUCUGCGUUUAUGACGACAACAACAUCACCAUUGAUGGUGACACUAACUGCGCUUUCACCGAGGAUGUCUCCAAGCGCUACGAGGCAUACGGCUGGCAGGUCCUGGACAUCGAGAAGGGUGACACCGACCUCGAUGCUAUGCAGAAGGCUUUUGAGCAGGCCAAGGCGGAGAAGAACAAGCCGACUAUCAUUAACCUGAAGACCACCAUCGGAUACGGUUCCCUCCAGCAGGGCACCCACGGUGUUCACGGUUCGCCUCUCAAGAAGGAUGACAUCAAACAGCUGAAGGAGAAGUUCGGUUUCAACCCUGAGGAGAGCUUCGUUGUCCCCAAGGAAGUUAGUGAGCUGUACGGCAAGCACGCUUCUGAGGGCGCUGCCGCCGAAGAGGAGUGGAACAAGCUCCUCGCCUCGUACGCCGAGAAAUUCCCCAAGGAGCACGCCGACCUCACCCGUCGCCUGAAGGGCGAGCUGCCUGAGGGCUGGGAGAAGGCCCUCCCCGUCUACACUCCCGCCGACCCCGCCGUUGCCUCGCGCAAGCUGUCCGAGACUGUGCUCAGCAAGAUCAUCGAUGUCGUCCCUGAGCUCCUGGGUGGUUCCGCCGAUCUGACGGGCUCCAACCUGACUCGCUGGAAGCAGGCUGUCGACUUCCAGCCCAAGUCCAAUGGCCUCGGUGACUACUCUGGUCGCUACAUCCGCUAUGGUGUUCGCGAGCACGCCAUGGGUGCCAUCAUGAACGGUCUGGCCGCCUACGGUACCAUUAUCCCGUACGGCGGUACGUUCUUAAACUUCGUCUCCUACGCUGCCGGUGCCGUCCGUCUGUCGUCUCUUUCUCAGAUCCGCUGCAUCUGGGUCGCCACCCACGACUCUAUCGGUCUUGGUGAAGACGGUCCCACUCAUCAGCCUGUCGAGACUCUCGCCCACCUGCGCGCCCUUCCCAACAACAUGGUCUGGCGUCCUGCCGACGGUAAUGAGACUUCUGCGGCCUACUACGUUGCCAUGACCUCCAAGCACACCCCCUCCGUCCUUGCCCUCUCUCGCCAGAACCUUCCCCAGCUGGAGGGCUCGACCAUUGAGAAGGCCAUCAAGGGUGGCUACGUCCUGCACGAGGUCGAGAAGGCCGACGUAACCCUUGUUUCGACCGGUUCCGAGGUGUGCAUCUGCGUUGAUGCCGCCAAGUACCUGAAGGAGAAGCACAACGUCAAUGCCCGUAUUGUGUCGAUGCCUUGCUUCGAGGUGUUCGACACCCAGAGCAAGGAGUACCGCCUGUCUGUCCUCCCUGAUGGUAUCCCCUCGCUGUCCGUUGAGGUCAUGAGCACCAUGGGCUGGGAGCGCUACACCCACGAGCAGUUCGGUCUCAACCGCUUCGGUGCUUCCGGUGCCUACAAGGAUGUGUACAACAAGUUCGAGUUCACUCCCGAGGGCAUCUCCAAGCGCGCCGUGGCGACAAUCGACUUCUGGAAGGACGUUCCCAACGUCCGCUCUCCUCUCAACCGUGCUUUCCAGCAGAUCAUCUAA